AAUACGUUGGUUCAGAAUAAAUGUGAAACAUUUUUGUUUCAUUUUUCCGAACAAUAACGAUUUUUUCAAAAAAAAUGAUAUCGAUCCCUCAGAAAUACGACCAACGAAGAAAAGAAUCUGGAGAUGUCAUAUGUUGAUGUUCCGAUAGUGAUAUUUUCUGCUCGAUUUCGCGUUUUAUUCGAUCAGCCGUCUGUACUGUACAUCAAAACUGGCAGCGGUGAUUCAAUGGUGACCAUAGGAUCAUCGGGUGAGAUCAAAGUAUUCAUUAGGCGAAGCUAUAAAGGACCUUUGAGCGUUCUGGCGUACAAAAACGGACUGAUUAUGAAAAAACACAUCAAAACUAUCGAGUAUCCGAACAUUGAGGCGAUGAUUCUUGAUUUUAAACACUUUUCUCAUCCAAGAAUGAUCAAGAAGGUUAUCAUGAAAUUGCCGUUCAAUAUGAAUAUUGUUGUGUUCACGGCAGAAAAUUACCUAAAGAACAUCAAAUUAGCGUACAAAUCGCGUUUUUUCAACAUCUUUACCGGUUUUUUUCUAAAUAACUACCAGUCAGCAAAAAUAUUUGUAAAAACACUCAAUGGGACGGUGAUCGAAGAGAAAAUGCCGACAUUUUUCAAAAUAUUUCUGAUUUAUAUAUACAAUGAGUCAUUGUCCUCCAACAUAUUCUACAAAACGAUGUGCAGAAAGAUGACAGAGCGUGCUAGCCGGGUGUACUUCGAUAAAAAAUCGGUGAAAUACAUCAAAGACUUCAUAAACUUUUUCGAUAUCGAUCUCAGCGAGAUCGAAGAAGAAAAGUAUGCCUGUUUUAACGAUUUUUUCUGCAGGAGAUUUAAGCGUGGAGCACGUGUUGCUGAAAAUGCGCUGGCCCUGUGCUCGCCAUCGGAUUGCAGGGUCAUAGCGUUUGAAACUGUUGAGGAGUCGACCAGGUUCUGGAUUAAAGGCACAAAGUUUUGCUUGGAUGUGUUUCUCAACGGAAGCAAUAAGGCAACACGCACAAAACAUAUGCUGAAUAAUGGAAGAGAUGUUCUUAGCGCAUGCAUCAGUGAUACGCUGGGUGCAGACAUGAAGAAACAGCUCAGUCGUUCAGGUGACUCGAGCGACGAAUACAUUGAUGAUGAAAAAUUAUCUGAUAUAGGUGUUGAACAGAGGUACAGGUGCGGCUGCCAGCACCGAUGUGAGGCGAUGAAUGGCCAAAAGCAACACAAGAUAAGCCUUGGUACAUUGAUAAUUUGUAGACUGGCAGCACAAGAUUACCACAGGUUUCACUCACCUGUAAAAGGGUGUGUGAAAAUGAUCAAGGAGAUUGACGGGGACUAUCUGACCGUGAAUCCCAUUAGUGUUGAGCGAUCAAAUGUGUUUACGCAGAACAAACGCGUGAUUAUUCUCAUUGAAUCCGAGUUAUUUGGCAACGUAUACGCGGUUGCUGUUGGUGCCACCAUGGUAGGCUCAAUCAAGCUUAGCGUGACGGUUGGCACAGAGGUUGAAGUGAUGCAGGAGAUUGGGUAUUUCCAAAUGGGUGGCAGUACGAUUGUUCUGCUGUGUGAGAAGGAGUUGGAUAUCAGGAAGGAGAUACAAAUUAAUUCGAAUGCACAGAUAGAAACAUACGUGAAUGUGGGAAAUACCCUUGCAUUUAAUAAGAAAGAAGAUGUGACCAACAAAGGAGAUUGUUUAUAGCAAUGCACGAGCGGUAAUAUCGCAUUAAUUAUAGCUGUGUUAGGCACUCUGCCGUAAAUGAUGUUUUUUGUGGACAUGAAAAGAUUGGCCUUCAAAUUGAUGGCUGGUAUGUUAAAUAAUGCAAUUCCUAUAGCAGAACAGUUCACAAGUUUUAUCAAAAAAAGAAAACGGAGCAGACUGUGUGUGUAGUAUUACUAAACAAAAUAAUUUUUUUGCUUAAAUUAAAUAUUUUGAUCUGAAA
Molecule: messenger RNA, 1912 nt
Organism: Vavraia culicis subsp. floridensis
Lineage: Eukaryota; Fungi; Microsporidia; Pleistophoridae
Product: phosphatidylserine decarboxylase
Exons: 1
Coding region: 124-1671 (515 amino acids)
Biological process (GO): phospholipid biosynthetic process
Molecular function (GO): phosphatidylserine decarboxylase activity
Source: RefSeq, a predicted model, not a curated record